This is a messenger RNA of Striga asiatica, 2478 nucleotides long. NCBI's taxonomy places the organism in Eukaryota, Viridiplantae, Streptophyta, Magnoliopsida, Lamiales, Orobanchaceae. The record is from the annotation of a GenBank genome assembly.
AAAGAGGCUCUCGAUGUUUUUGGAUCUGAGAAGUUGAAGCCCAGAGCAACAUGGACUCCAACAAUAUCUCCCGCGCCCCUUCUUUCUGAUGUCAUUAUUCUAAUCAAAUUACAUCCCAGUUGCCUCGCCCACACACUCGAUCCACUCACUCACUCACCUCCCCUUUCCUCUCAACAAAGCAACAAACAAAUAUUCAUCAACGACUUCAGAAUCUCAGAUCUAAAAUGUACCACCCUCUUUACUUUUCUCAUUUCUUUUUCUCUUGGAUUCCCCGCAUUUAACCCCACACACACUGACACACACACUUCUGCGUUUGUAUCACAGCUUCAGUUGCGUGUUUCUUCCGUUUCCUUUUCAGUUAGUUAGCAGUCCCAAUUCCAAUUCAAUGGCUUCUGACAGCAACAAUAGCAACAGUAGCCACCAUAAAUCUCUCUCAUCAAGAAACCAACAGCAACAACUCGUCUCCGCAAUGAUCAAGCAAGGCUUCAUUUCCGACCCCUUUCUCUCUCCUUCUCGUCCCAACUCUCUCUCCCCUCCCGCCAACUUCCGGGCCCUCGCCUCCCCGAAUCAGAGCCCGACCCUCUUCGAUAUGAUGUCCAUGGAGCAGGCCCGCCAGCCCAAACCCGCCUCCGAAGCCCACAAGAAACUCCAAGAAAGCGUUUCCCUUAUCCUGUCAGAAGCCCCAUUUCAGAACAGCGGUCAGUGGGGGGUGGGUGACGUCAGGCUGACGAUAGCAGCGAGAGCGGUCGCGGGAGAAGGGGAUACGGGGCAAUUCCGGGUGUCGAUGGAGGUUCACAGGAGUGUGCUGGCCGCGAAAAGCAGAUUCUUCGCUGAGAAACUACGGAGGAGCGGUACCCACUCGGUCGAGAUUCUUGAUUGCGAUGACGUGGCGGUCUAUGUGAAGGCCGUGGUGCUCAUGUACUGUGAUGAAUUGAAGGCCAAGCUCAUGGGUGCGGAGGUCCCCAAGAUUUUGACCCUCUUGAAGAUAUCAUCUGACAUUAUGUUUGAUGACGGGGUACGAGCUUGUUUGGACUACCUAGAAGCCGUGCCUUGGUCUGAGGACGAUGAAGAAAGUGUGAUUUUUCAUCUGAACCAACUGCAGCUCGACACCUCGAAAACAGAUGUCGUUCUCCAAAGAGUGAUACCCGACCCAUCCACAUCCCCAAGAGCAGAUGAGGUAUUUCUAAAGCUAUCCAUGAGCAUAUUGCAAGCCAAAGACGAAAAAGCCCGUCGAGAAAUCAAGUCAUUAAUAUCUCGUUUGCUCAGAGAAGAUCGCGAUAACAAUAACGAAAACAGCAAUAAUAAGCUCGAUAUCUCCAAGGACACACUUUACCAACUUUGCCACAGGUGCCUUGGCUCCCUAAUCCUAUACUUAUCUGGCGCCACGUCAUUGGACGACGAAAGCGGGCCAGCCCGCGGGGCCCUAAUGGGCGAGAUAGCCCGUGAGGCUGACAACAUGCAAUGGAUAGUGGGGAUUUUGGUAGAAAUGAAAAUGGGGGAUGAGUUCGUGCAGUUGUGGGCCGACCAAAAGGAACUCGCUGUCCUUCAUUCGAAAAUCCCGACAAUGUACCGACAUGAAAUUAGCAAAAUCACUGCCCAAUUGUGUGUGUGUAUUGGUAAAGGGCAAGUCUUGGUUCCUACAGAGAGUCGGCUCGAUUUGCUGUCCACUUGGCUGGAGGCUCUUUAUGAUGAUUUUGGGUGGAUGAGAAUGAGGGGAAGGUCGGUGGAUAGGAAAUUGAUUGAGGAUGGAUUGGGCAGGACAAUUUUGACCCUGCCUUUGGACAAACAGCAACAGAUUCUGAUUAAGUGGUUUGAUAGAUUUCUUAAUGGAGGGGACGACUGCCCGAAUAUUCAGAGUGCAUUUGAGAUUUGGUGGAAAAGGGCUUUCUUGAGGGGCUGUGUGGUUGACUCGGGAUUGCAGAUGACAGUGUGUGAUGUCCCGCAUUGAAUAGGUAAGUGGGUUAUUGUUUGUGUCAUCCUAUUCAAGUGCACUUUUGUGAAUAAAGGUAUAUUCCAUUCAACCCUGUUCAUUAUUAUUUUUCUCUGUUUUUUUGGGUGCAAGUGAGAUUAUCCAUCUCUUUUGGUGGAUUCUGACUUGUUUGAGACUUUCUAAAUAAUGCGGAUGGACUGGCAAUAGGCGUUGUAUAGUUAGUUUUUGAGAUUUAUCGUCUUAGGGUCAGUUACGUGUUGAGUUGCUGGAAGGAUAACUGAGUAGCUACAGUUUGAAUGGUUUUUUCGUUUUCACGUCGGUUGAUGGCUUGAGGCCUUCAUUGAAUAAGAUCAGUUGCACCCUUGAUAAGAAUCAUUUAAUGGAAAGAUUUAUGUGCAAUCAGACUUUUUCUUUUUCUGGAGUUUUGUUUCAUUCGUGUUUUGAUUCUACAUAAUAUUCUGUGCUUUUGCAUGCUGCACUUCUCUGAUUGCAGAUUGUUCAAGGGUUUGUAAGGCCAUGCCUCUAGGACACAUUCAUUUGAGCUUUUA